AAUAUUAAAAACCUAUGCUAAUAUUAGAUAAUUUUAUAAAUAUUAACAUAAAUAAGUAUUAUUGCAGUUUUGAAUAAAUUAGAAUAUAUUUAAUAGAUAAUGACAUAUUUUAAAAACUACAGUAUUUAGAAAAAUUAUUACAGUUGGCUAUACAACAAAUAGCUAAUAACUACAAUAUUGGCCACAAUGUCUACUCCACGGAAUAUAACUAUAUUAUUACUGGGUGAGACUGGUGUAGGAAAGUCUACUUUUAUCAACGCAUUCAUCAAUUACUUGACUUACGAGACCCUGGAUGAGGCCAGUCGUAGUCCCAGAUGUCUAAUACCCGUCUCAUUUACGAUCGCCGAUCAGCGCACAUAUAAGUCUCAAACGGUUAGGUUAGGUACGGUCGACAUCAAUGAAAACACGCAAAAUACCACACAAUCGGCCACACAAUAUCCCCGGUGUUAUCAAUUCACUAACGAUUCAAUUAUCUUGAAUUUCAUUGAUACCCCGGGUAUUGCUGACACGAGUGGCAUCGAUAAGGAUAAGAGAAAUAUGAAAAAUCUGUUGGACUUUAUAAGCAAUUAUCGCGAGAUUAACGCCAUUUGUGUGCUUUUGAAGCCUAACAACGCUAAAGUUGACAUUGUUUUCAAUAAUUUAAACAAAUCAGCGGCCGAUAACAUACUGUUCCUGUUUACCAAUGCUCGGUCCACUCACUAUGCACCGGGAGAGUCGGGACCAGCAUUAAUGGCAUUGUUAGAUGUUAUUAAGCAAAGGCCCCCGAAUGUAGACAUAGAGUACAGCCGGGAAACUAUCUAUUGCUUCGAUAACGAGGCCUUCCGUUACGCCGUGGCUACCGGACCCCCAAAUAAUAUGGUUUUUGGUGAUGACUUUCAACGCGAUUAUGAAAAUAGUUGGAAA
This is a messenger RNA of Oppiella nova, 903 nucleotides long. Lineage: Eukaryota; Metazoa; Arthropoda; Arachnida; Sarcoptiformes; Oppiidae. The record is from the annotation of a GenBank genome assembly.